AUCAACAAACAUCAGUAAUCUUCUCAAAAACAUUCUUUUUGUUCAAAACUUUGAAGAGCUAGUUUAUUUUUUUCUCAUCUUAAAUCUCUCAUAGAACACUCACUUUCUAAGUUACAAAAAAAAAUGGCACCUAAUGUUUUUGGUCUAACCAAGGGUAAUGGUUUGGCAAAGGCAAAAAGUUUGCCAAGCCGUGCCUAUGUAACGUUCUUGGCAGGAAACGGUGAUUAUUGGAAAGGUGUGGUUGGUUUGGUUAAGGGAUUGCGAAAGGCAAAAUCUGCCUAUCCACUUGUUGUGGCUUGUUUGCCUGACGUCCCGGAGGAACAUCGACGCAUACUCGUAAAUCAAGGUUGCAUCGUUCGAGAAAUCGAGCCUGUUUAUCCUCCUGACAACCAAACUCAAUUCGCUAUGGCGUAUUACGUCAUCAACUAUUCCAAACUCCGUAUUUGGGAGUUUGUGGAGUAUAGCAAGAUGAUAUACUUGGAUGGAGAUAUCCAGGUGUUUGAUAACAUAGACCACUUGUUUGACUUGCCAGAUGGCUAUUUCUAUGCUGUGAUGGAUUGUUUCUGUGAGAAAACUUGGAGUCACACCCCACAAUACAAAGUUGGUUACUGCCAACAGUGUCCUGAUAAAGUCCAGUGGACUCAAGACAUGGGCCCUAAGCCAUCACUCUAUUUCAAUGCUGGCAUGUUUGUCUAUGAGCCAAGUCUCUCCACUUACGAUGAUCUCUUGAAAACCCUCAAAGUUACCCCUCCUACCCCAUUUGCCGAGCAGGAUUUCUUGAACAUGUAUUUCAGAGAUGUAUACAAGCCAAUUCCAAACAAUUACAACUUAGUAUUAGCUAUGUUGUGGCGUCACCCCGGAAAUGUGGAUCUUGAUAAAGUGAAAGUUGUUCACUACUGUGCGGCGGGGUCGAAGCCAUGGAGGUACACUGGCAAGGAAGAGAACAUGGACAGAGAAGACAUUAAGAUGCUAAUCAAAAAAUGGUGGGAUAUUUACGAUGACGUGUCAUUGGAUUACAAGAAUUCCAACGUUGUGGCUACUGUUGAUGGUGAAGUUGAAGCUAACAAGUUUAUGGCAGCGUUAUCAGAGGCUGGUGUUGUGCAGUACAUAACUGCUCCAUCGGCCGCUUAGAAUAUUAUUGCUUUGAAAUUAUAUAUUUUUUUUUAUACUUUGGGAUAUAUAGUCUUAAAGAAAAUUAUAUUAGCUUUAUAGACUCUUUUUUUUUUUGGUUUAUUUACAAAAAGGUUAGAGAUUGUCUGUAGAAUAUAGGGGUGCCAGACAAUUUCUAUUCUUCUACAAGUUUUGAGUGUUUUUUUUCUCUCUCUUCUUUUGUUUUGUGGAUAUUGGAAGAGUACAUAAAUGAAAAAAGUACGUAUAUAUGUAAAUUCUGUUCUUAAUUAA
Molecule: messenger RNA, 1401 nt
Organism: Solanum dulcamara
Lineage: Eukaryota; Viridiplantae; Streptophyta; Magnoliopsida; Solanales; Solanaceae
Product: galactinol synthase 2
Exons: 3
Coding region: 124-1131 (335 amino acids)
Molecular function (GO): glycosyltransferase activity
Source: RefSeq, a predicted model, not a curated record